AUGAAGUGGAAUGCUGUCCCACUCGUUGGCGCCGUGGGCCUUGCACCCCUCGUGGCGGCUGUUCCUCGGGGAGUUGUUAUUGCACGCCAACAGUCGGGUACUCCAUCGUCUGGCAUGUCCUCAUCAAUGGGCAUGUCGGCUUCCAUGUCUGCGCCCCCAACCCGGAGUCACCCUAGCUCUGUUGCGCACACUCCUUUCAGCGGCACUCCUUAUACCACCGGCGCCGUGACGGCGUCCUCUGUUGGUACAGGAAUUCCCAUGGGUAGCGUGUCGCCUGAAGCGACUACCUACCCCAGUAAUGGAAACCUGAACAACCCCGAGCCUGCGCCUUAUGUGCCCGCCGGGGGCCUUGGUACCAACGGAACCAUCCCCGUUUACAACGCGAAGAGCGACUUUGACUAUGAGUCUCUGGCCCUUGCUCUUUACCAGGAAUGGAUCGAGCUCGACCUCUUCCAAGAUGGCUUGAGACGGUUCUCUGCCGCGGACUUCCAGGCUGCUGGUCUGAGCAAGGCAGACCGUGAUCUGAUCGCUUUCAUGGCGGAGCAAGAGGUCGGCCACGCCACCUUGAUCAGCAACAUGCUCGGCGCCGAGGCGCCUCAGCAGUGCAACUACAACUACCCUUACACGAACGUCGCCGAGUACCUGGACUUCUGUCAGAAGCUCACUCGCUGGGGCGAGUCUGGUGUCUACGGGUUCCUCGCUCACUUGGAUUCCCGCGAGGCUGCCAGCCUGUUGACGCUCUCCAUCACCACCGAGGCCCGUCAACAGAUGAUCUUCCGUCAGUUCCAGGGUCUAUUCCCCAUGCCCGUCUGGUUCGAGGUCGGCAUUCCCCAGUCUUGGGCCUGGACUCUGCUGGCCCCAUACAUUUCCUCUUGCCCGGAGGGUCAGACUCGUCUCGCUUGGCAGAACUUCCCCGGGUUGCAAGUUCUUAACCAGCCCAGCAGUGCUACUGCCAACAAUGGCACCACUCCGAUGAACAAUACCCUUGGACCCGCGGCCAAUGUUGUCCGAGGCAACAAGACGAACAACCAGCCUGCCACUGGACAAAACGAUGGGGCUCGUGUCACCCACGAUACCGGUGCUCUCUCCUACCCUGGCCGCCAGGUCUAUCUGGAGUGGCAACAGCCCGGGCAGGAGAUUGGUCCCAACAACUCCUACGUCACCUCCACCUCGGCCGGCGCUGGCCAGUACGUCGUCUGGGUCUCCCAGUUGAACGUGACCUAUUCUCCCCUGACCGUCACCGAGCAGGGUACCAGCAAUGGUACCGGUCGUGGAUACACCGUCCAGCCUGAUUUGGAGACUUUCCAGGGUGAUCCCGCCAUCAAUGGAACUAUCUUCAUUGCUAUCACUGACUCUGACGCCGUGUAUACUCCCUUCAACCUGAGCCAGAUCAACCCCCACGUUGUUGCUGGUCCUGCCAUCUACCAGGCUGGUUAA
Messenger RNA from Penicillium diatomitis, 1437 nucleotides. Its product is annotated as ferritin-like domain-containing protein. The coding region runs from base 1 to 1437 and encodes 478 amino acids. Lineage: Eukaryota; Fungi; Ascomycota; Eurotiomycetes; Eurotiales; Aspergillaceae. The transcript has 2 exons. The record is from RefSeq and is a predicted model, not a curated record.